GAACGAAGUGUGUGUUUUUCCCAGUCAUCCACUGAGGGCAUUGAGAAGUAUAAUAUAUGAAGCUGCUGCCAUUACAUAGUGUUAUCGAAUAGCUACUGUGAGUUACACGUAUUCGCUUUGGUAUUUUGGCUGAAACGCGAUAGCGUCGUUUGAAGCAUCUACGCGUUUUUGCUGCAGGGGCAUUGUGGGAGUAAUCUUUCAACAACAGAGGGAGAGCAGAACUGACACAGGUGUCUGGGAAUUGCCUUUAACAAGAAAUGAAGAAAGUCACUUGCACUGCACCUGUUAAUAUAGCUGUCAUUAAAUACUGGGGUAAACGCAAUGAGGAACUUAUUUUGCCAAUUAACUCUUCCUUAAGUGUCACAUUGCACCAAGAUCAGUUGAAAACAACAACAUCUGUUGCUGCAAGUCGGGAGUUUACAGAAGACCGGAUUUGGUUGAAUGGCAAGGAGGAGAAUAUCAACCACCCUCGUUUGCAGUCCUGCCUACGUGAGAUCCGUCGUCUGGCAAGAAAGAGGAGGAAUGAUGGAGGUGAUGAAAAUGUGUCAAGGAUCUUAAAUUACAAAGUUCACUUAUGUUCAGUCAAUAAUUUCCCCACUGCAGCAGGGUUGGCAUCAUCUGCAGCUGGAUAUGCAUGCCUUGUGUACACCCUUGCAAAGCUCUAUGGCGUUGAAGGAGAGCUGUCAGAGAUUGCACGCCAGGGUUCUGGAAGUGCCUGCAGAAGCAUGUAUGGGGGAUUUGUGCAGUGGGUAAUGGGAGAGAAGGAUGAUGGAAAAGACAGCUUAGCCAAGCAAGUGGAACCUGAAAGUCACUGGCCAGAGCUAAGAGUUCUUAUACUGGUGGCCACUGCAGAGAAGAAGCAUGUAGGCAGCACAGCUGGCAUGCAGACAAGUGUGGAGACUAGUCCAUUGCUUAAGCUCAGAGCAGACUUAGUGGUACCUGAACGGAUGGAGGCUAUGAUCGAAUCAAUCAGGAAAAAAGAUUUUGACGCUUUUGGCCAACUGACAAUGAAGGACAGCAAUCAGUUCCAUGCCACCUGUUUGGACACAUAUCCUCCUAUCUUCUACCUGAACAAUGUGUCUCAGCGUGUGAUUAGUAUGGUGCACCAAUACAACACCUACUAUGGACAGACUAAGGUAGCAUACAGCUUUGAUGCUGGUCCUAAUGCUGUCAUCUUUAUGCUAGAGCCUACCGUAAAUGAAUUUGUCGAGGUUGUCAAGCUCUGCUUUCCACCAGAAACAAACGGAGACCAGUACUUGAAAGGCUUACCUGUGGGUCCUUCCACCCUUUCUGAGGGGCUUCAGUCAGCAAUAGCUUCUGAUCCGAAUCCAGGAGGAGUGCGUUACAUUAUUGUCACUAAGCCGGGCCCUGGCCCCAUGCAGUCACAAGAUCUCACCCUGGAUCUGUUGGGUUCUGAUGGAAUGCCAUUGCAUUGUGCUUGAAGAAAACAUUGACCAAAGAGACUUUUAUAAGUGCCAGUUUGAAAAUGAUUGCAGCAUUGCCAUAUAUUGGCAUGCUUAAAGUCUUGAUUUCUAGAGGAUGACACCAGUGCAGUUACUUUAGCAGGACAGGUCUUCAUAUCAAGAGAAAAAAUGCAGUUCGUGGUGGAAGCAAAUGUCUUUUGUUUGCUAAUAGAAUUGCUCAUCAGAUGAUCAUUAGGAAUUUUUCUCAGGGAAAUAACAUCACUUUAUUUCUGGAGUUCUACUUCCUUAUUGCCUUGUAAACUGUGGAAGAUAGGCGAACCUAUACCUGAAGCUUUUCUUUUCCUGAUGAAUAAUGGUCAGGGCAUUUAAACAAUAUAUCGAUAUCAUUUGGUAACAAACUUUGUACAUUUUCUUUUCCAGUGCCUCACCUGUUAUUUUCAUAACUUCCAUGAGUCAUUUUUAAAAUCACUGCUUAUUGUAUUCUCUUAAUUUAUUCAAUACAUGUUCCACCCCUCUAAUGGUAUUGCAUUAUACUGGCACUUGUGACUUCAUGCCAGUAUGGCUCACGGAGACAUUUAGUACAAAUCAUUUUAGUAAGUCUGUCAGAUUUUUAUGUUAACAACUGUCCAUACAUGUUUGUACUUUUAUAGAUAUUAAUAUAUCACACAAAAAAUAUAGUAAAAUUCCAUAUUGGCACAUG
Messenger RNA from Xenopus laevis (African clawed frog), 2124 nucleotides. It is a transcript of the gene mvd.L, whose product is annotated as mevalonate diphosphate decarboxylase L homeolog. The record is from RefSeq and is a predicted model, not a curated record. Gene Ontology annotation, molecular function: carboxy-lyase activity; diphosphomevalonate decarboxylase activity. Gene Ontology annotation, cellular component: cytosol. Lineage: Eukaryota; Metazoa; Chordata; Amphibia; Anura; Pipidae. The coding region runs from base 258 to 1442 and encodes 394 amino acids. Gene Ontology annotation, biological process: isopentenyl diphosphate biosynthetic process, mevalonate pathway; isoprenoid biosynthetic process; cholesterol biosynthetic process. The transcript has 11 exons.